CGUCUAUUUCGCUUCCUCUUCAAACUUUUCUUUUACUCAGUCUCUUCUACUUCCAGCAAAUCCGCACAUUAUCAGACCCUUUCAGAUCCAAAAAAAUGUCUCCCAUAUUGCUUCCAACAAUCUCCUCCUUCACCUUCUUCUUCUUCUUCCUCCUCCUCAUUCUUGUUCAACUCAUCGCCACUCUUCUUCUUCUUCGUCAUCUUCUUCUUCUCAAACGCAGCUCCAAUUGCUUUCUGGGUUUUUCCUUCUCUCGUCUGCCACUUUGGUUCCAAUCCUUGUUUUCUCCAAACAUGACCCUUAAGGGUGCCACUAACUCGGCCUGUGCUGCGUGCAAAUACCAAAGAAGAAAGUGCACCCCCGAGUGCCCUUUGGCCCCUUUUUUCCCAGCAGACCAACCCAAAAUGUUCCAAAACGCGCACAAGCUAUUUGGAGUUAGCAACAUCGUGAAAAUACUUAAAAACUUGGAGCCUGAAAUGAAGUUUGAGGCCAUGAGGUCCAUAAUUUACCAGGCCAAUAUUCGUGACAAGUUUCCGGUUUACGGCUGUUGGGAGGUGAUUUGGCAACUACAAUACCAACUUCUGCUGGCAGAGGAAGAGCUUCAAGCUGUUCAAGCCCAGCUUGCAAUGUACAGGCAACAUCACCACCACCAGCAUCAGAUUUCAUCUGUGCCUGAAUAUGUAACCUCACAAUUAGAACUGGGCAUGGCUCCACCUAAUAAUUCCCUCCCUCUUUUCAAUCACAACCCACAGCCUUACAAUAAUAAUAACAAUAAUGCCAUGCCUGCUUUGCCUGUAACACAACACCACCAUCAACAGCAGUCUUACUCUAACAGCAGUGAUGCUGCUUAUAGCUCUGUUUAUAUUGACUCUAAGGAUAACAAUGCGGCAAAUCCUUUGUGGGUUUCAAAUCCUUGUACCACUAACAACAACAGCAACAAUGACAAUUUAGAGACAAUUCAAUCCCAACUGGGAGUUCUUCAGCCACUCUCUCUCCAACCAGAUGUUGUUCAAGAUUAUGAUGAGCUGCAUCCCUUUUUCGACACCAUCGACGACAGACAGUCCUACAUUGAUUCCAAAGAGGCUUACGAGUCAAGCUCCGAAGAAUCAUUUAAGGACACAACACAAACGAUGGAGUAUGCGGAGAACGCAUUGAAGAAUGCUGCAUCAUGCUUUAGUCUUACCAGCGUCAACUGAUCAGUAAGCUUUAGAUGAAGUAUUUUAUUUUCUUCCAUCUUGAAUUGAUAAUUC
Prunus dulcis (almond) is the source of this 1247-nucleotide messenger RNA. RefSeq names its product LOB domain-containing protein 27-like. The transcript is spliced from 2 exons. NCBI's taxonomy places the organism in Eukaryota, Viridiplantae, Streptophyta, Magnoliopsida, Rosales, Rosaceae. The coding region runs from base 96 to 1193 and encodes 365 amino acids. The record is from RefSeq and is a predicted model, not a curated record.